Zea mays is the source of this 2172-nucleotide messenger RNA. RefSeq names its product putative DEAD-box ATP-dependent RNA helicase family protein. The coding region runs from base 65 to 1909 and encodes 614 amino acids. The transcript has 6 exons. Lineage: Eukaryota; Viridiplantae; Streptophyta; Magnoliopsida; Poales; Poaceae. The record is from RefSeq and is marked provisional. Gene Ontology annotation, molecular function: nucleic acid binding; ATP binding; RNA helicase activity.
CUCCCCUUCCCAAAAGGCAUUGGGGUUUUAGUGGGUGGUAGGCUGGUAGCUGAAGAGGCCACCAAUGGCGGCGUACGGCGGCGGUCCGUGGAGCACGGUUCCGGCCCGGUCCCGCAGGGCGGAGCCGAUCGCCCCCUCUCCUCGCGGCGGCAGCAGAGGCGGAGGCGACGACCGCGUGCCGGGGGUUGGCGAGCUCGCCGAGGCGGUGGAUGGACUUGAGAUCGGAGGCGACGGGGAGAGGCGGCUUGACAAGUACGACAUGCCGGUGGAUGUGAGCGGGAAGGGCGCGCCGGGCCCCGCCGAUGGGUUCGAAGCGGCCGGGCUGGCCGAGGCCGUGCUUCGGAACGUGGCUCGCUGCGGCUACGAGAGCCCCACGCCCGUGCAGCGCUACGCCAUGCCGAUCGUCAUGGCAGGGAGGGACCUCAUGGCGUGCGCGCAGACCGGGUCCGGUAAGACGGCCGCGUUCUGCCUCCCCGUCGUGAGCGGUCUCGUGGCGCCGGCGGGAGGAGGGAACGGGCACGGGCCGCGGGACAGAGGCUCAUUUGAUCGCGUCGCCGCCAAGCCACGGGCACUCGUCCUCGCGCCCACCAGAGAGCUUGCAGCCCAGAUUAACGAGGAGGCAAAGAAGUUUUCUUUCCAAACAGGACUCAGAGUUGUGGUAGCUUAUGGUGGAACACCAAUGUUUAGCCAGCUGCGUGAUUUAGAGAAGGGUGUUGAUCUUCUUGUUGCUACACCUGGACGCCUUGUGGAUUUGGUUGAGCGAUCACGGAUCUCUCUUGAGGCAAUUAAGUACUUGGUAAUGGAUGAGGCUGACAGAAUGCUGAAUAUGGGGUUUGAGCCUCAGAUACGAAAGAUAGUUGACAUGAUGAAUAUGCCAAAAAAGUCUGUAAGACAAACUAUGCUCUUCAGUGCAACCUUCCCACCAGAAAUACAGAGGCUGGCUACUGAUUUCUUGCACAAUUACAUAUUUGUUACUGUCGGAAGGGUUGGAUCAAGCACUGACCUGAUUGAUCAGAAAAUUGAGUUUGUUAAUGGCGGGGAGAAAAGGGGCUUCCUGUUGGAUAUUUUGCAGAAGCAGUCUGUUGGUCUGUCCAAAAACAAGCAACCCCUAACAUUGGUCUUUGUGGAGACGAAGCGGGAAGCUGAUUCACUGCAGUAUUGUCUACAAUCAAACGGUUUCUCUGCAACAUCAAUACAUGGUGACAGAACACAACAGGAGAGGGAGAGAGCACUGAAAUCCUUCAAGAGUGGCGCCACUCCUAUCUUGGUCGCCACCGAUGUAGCUUCAAGGGGUCUCGAUGUCCCGAACGUGGCCCAUGUGAUCAAUUACGACCUCCCCAAGAGCAUCGACGAUUACGUCCACAGGAUCGGAAGAACUGGGAGAGCCGGAAAGGCCGGGAAAGCCACCGCUUUAUUCACAGAGUCGAACCACCACCUGGCAAAGGACCUGCUGGAGCUGAUGACUGGAGCGAAGCAGGAUGUGCCUGAGUGGCUCGGGGACUAUGCAAGCAGGCCGUGCUCCGGGGGGUCCAGCUAUGGCGGUAGAGGCCGAAGGGGUGGCGGAGGUUUUGGCGGAAGAGACUAUCGCCUCAGCAGUGAUUAUGGAUACGGUGGCAACGGUGGUGUCUAUUCCAGCAGCGGUAGCAGCUACUCUGGCGGCGGCGGCGGUUAUUCCAGCCGCGGUGGCGGCUAUUCUGGCCGCGGUGGCGGCUAUGCCAGCCGCGGUGGUGGCUACUCUGGUGGUGCCAGCCGCGGUGGCGGCUACUCUGGUGGCCGUGGCGACUACUAUCGUGGUGGCUCUCGUGGCGGUGGUGGCAGCGACGGCUCCUACAGACAAAGUGCUCCUCCCCUGCCCUACCCGUCGUACCCCAGGGCCGCCGCGGACAUCAGCGCCUCUGGCUGGGACUAACCAAUGCCCACGCGUAUCCUUAACGCAAGUACCGUAUAGAUACAUAGCACUACGUCUGUAGUAGCUCGGUCUUGCGCUGGUCCUUUUGCCUUGGCGGCCCUCGUUGUGCUGUCAUAUACAUUGCCAUGGCCCUGUUGCAAAGGGUAAACUUGGGUCUUGGGGUUGGAUGAUUUUUUUUGCGUCAGUGGUGGGAGUAUUGCGACUAUGGAAACUCGGGACUUGCUGGUUGAACUUGAAGGUUAUAUAUAUAUGCAUUGUUACUC